This is a messenger RNA of Zonotrichia leucophrys gambelii, 2117 nucleotides long. RefSeq names its product leiomodin 3 (gene LMOD3). The coding region runs from base 147 to 1862 and encodes 571 amino acids. The transcript has 4 exons. Gene Ontology annotation, cellular component: myofibril; cytoskeleton; striated muscle thin filament. NCBI's taxonomy places the organism in Eukaryota, Metazoa, Chordata, Aves, Passeriformes, Passerellidae. Gene Ontology annotation, biological process: myofibril assembly; actin filament organization; pointed-end actin filament capping. Gene Ontology annotation, molecular function: actin binding; tropomyosin binding. The record is from RefSeq and is a predicted model, not a curated record.
UUUAACACCACUAAUCUUUAAAAUUCACCUGAGUAUACUUAUGUGAAACUUUCUGGCCAAGGUGACUCUUGCAGGUUUCUGCUGACUUCUCCUUUGUGACCUUGGACUUGCUCAAGUUUAAGAACUGUUAGAGGAAGAAGGAGAGAAUGAACAUGUCUGAACUUGGCCAAAACUCCGACGAAGACGUGUGUCCUGAGGACAUUGAUGAAGAUGAAAUCCUGGCUAACCUGUCCCCUGAGGAGCUGAAGGAGCUGCAGAGUGAGAUGGAAGUCAUGGCCCCAGACCCUGAAAUCCCGACUGGAAUGAUACAGAGGGAUCAGACAGAGAAACCCCCCACAGGCAGCUUCGACCACAGGUCCCUGGUCGAUUACCUGUACUGGCAGAAGGCAUCCAGACGCAUGCUCGAGGAUGAGAGAGUUCCUGUCACCCUCCUGCCCUCUGAGAGAAGUGCUGCGGAGGAGAUGGAAGGAGAGGCCAGCAGCGGCGGCGAGGUGGCUGGAGGGAGGAUGCCAGGAACAGAGGAAAAAGAGAGACAUUACCAAAAUGAGCACGUGUCCGAGUCAAGAACACAACCUGGGGACACAAAGACAGAUAGAAGUGAUAAGGAGAGGGUGGUGGAGGAGGAUGAGAAAGAAGACACAGAGGAGGAGGAGGAAGAGGAAGAUGAUGAUGAGGAAGAAGAAGAAGAAGAAAAUGAGACUGAAUUGGAAACAAAGGAGAAUUACACCAAUGAGAACAGUCACAUCAACCAGAUAAGUCAGAAGCCAGUUACAGAACCAGGAGAAAUCAAAGAAAAGCCUAAGGAAAAUGAAAAGAAAAUAUCGAAAUUGAACAUCCCCCAGAAGUUAGCGCUGGAUACCAGCUUCAUGAAGAUAAGUGCCAGGCCCUCAGGAAAUCAAACCAAUUUAGAGGACAGUUUGGACAAAGUCCGAAAAAACAACCCAGACGUGAAGGAGCUCAACCUGAACAACAUAGAAAACGUCCCCAAGGAAAUGCUGAUCGAUUUUGUCAACGCCAUGAAAAAGAACAAGAACGUAAAAACGUUCAGCCUGGCCAACGUGGGGGCUGACGACAACGUGGCGUUCGCGCUGGCCAACAUGCUGAGGGAGAACAGGAGCAUCACCACCCUGAACAUUGACUCCAACUUCAUCUCUGGCAAAGGCAUCGUGGCCAUCAUGCGCUGCCUGCAGUACAACGAGACGCUGACCGAGCUCCGCUUCCACAACCAGCGCGGCCUGCUGGGCCACCAGGCAGAGAUGGAGAUUGCCAGGCUGCUGAAAGCCAACAACACCCUCCUCAAAAUGGGCUAUCACUUCGAGCUGCCGGGGCCCAGGAUGGUGGUGACCAACCUGCUCAGCAGGAACCUGGACAAGCAGAGGCAGAAGAGGCAGGAGGGGCAAAGGCAGCAGCAGAUGAAGGAGCAGAAGGAGUUGAUAGCCAUGCUGGAGAAUGGACUUGGGUUGCCUCCUGGGAUGUGGGAGAUGCUGGGGGUACCGCUGUCCCAGCUGAGGAUGCAGGAGCCCCCACAAGCCCCCAAACCCCCCAUCCCUGCAGCUGUGUCACUGAACAAAAGGCAGGAGAAUACGAGGCCACCAGCACCCGAGAAGCCGUGCAGGGAGAAACCCAUCAGCUUCAAAGUGGUCAAGCUGAAGAAAACUCAGCGCAAACCCCCCGUGCCAGAGUACGUGGAGCCUGCUGAGAAAACCAACCUCAAGGACGUCAUCAAAACACUCAAACCAGUUCCCAGGAGAAGACCUCCUCCCCUGGUGGAAAUAACCCCCAGAGAUCAGCUCCUCAACGACAUCCGCCAGAGCAACGUCGCCUAUCUCAGGCCGGUGCCGUUGCCAAAGCAGCUGGAGUGAGAGACCAGACUGACCUGAAGAAAACAACUUGGAAUAAGGACUACUCAAGUUUUGCUUUUCAGCAGAUGUUUUCUGCAGAAGCCAGGUGGUGUAUUCAACUCUUUGGGAACAAAGCUUGUGAUACACACUUGUGUAAGUGUGCUGAAAACGGCUGGCAUGGGAAAAGUCACUGCUAAGUGUUUCCAUCAGGUAUCAAACAAUCCCGCUGCCAUCUGUCUGCCAAGUGGAUCUGAGGCUUCAGAUUGUUGUGGGAGU